This is a messenger RNA of Cordyceps militaris CM01, 1221 nucleotides long. RefSeq names its product mitochondrial metalloendopeptidase OMA1. Lineage: Eukaryota; Fungi; Ascomycota; Sordariomycetes; Hypocreales; Cordycipitaceae. Gene Ontology annotation, molecular function: metalloendopeptidase activity. The coding region runs from base 1 to 1221 and encodes 406 amino acids. Gene Ontology annotation, biological process: mitochondrial protein processing; protein quality control for misfolded or incompletely synthesized proteins. The record is from RefSeq and is a predicted model, not a curated record. The transcript has 3 exons. Gene Ontology annotation, cellular component: mitochondrial inner membrane.
AUGGCCUUCCGACUGGCCCGAUCGAAUCGGAUCGGCCUGUUGCGGGCUCCGUCACAGUCACAGGUGACGGCGGCCAGCGGCUGUCUCGUGUGCGCGCUUCCGACCAUCCGCAGAGCCUUGCACAGCUCAAGACAACGACAGGACCGCGGUCCUCUAUAUUCGAACAAGAAGGAAAAUACUCCACAGCACGUCACAGGAACAUGGGAGAGACCAUCAGACUUUCAGCGGCCGUGGCAGCACAGCCCGCGGGGUGAUGAGGGGUACCAGUCCGAGUCUGGCGAUGGAUCCUGGCGGCCUCCGCGCAAAACGGCGCGCGAAGCAGCAUCCGGGCCGCAGUCCAAAGUGGCCGUGGCAGCGGUGAUGCUGGCGGCUGUGGUGUUUUACGUGUGGAACUCACAAACGAUACCGCUGACGGGACGCUCGCGCUUCAACUUUUUGUCGGACGAGAUUGCGGAGCGCAUGCACCCGCGAGCGGUGCAGAGCAUCCUCAAGCAGGUAUACGAGGCUGGCGGGUACAUCUUACCAGAGAACGACACGCGGACGCGGAUUGUCAAAAAUGUCAUGCGGCGGCUGAUACCCGUGAGCGGACUGGCGGACCUGGAGUGGGAGAUAUACGUCAUUGCAGAUGAUUCCCAGGCCAACGCCUUUGUGCUGCCUGGCGGCAAAGUCUUUGUAUUCAGCGGACUGCUCCACGUGUGCGGCAACGAGGACGCCCUGGCGGCGGUGCUGGGCCACGAGGUGGCGCACCAGACGGCGUCGCACACGGCCGAGCGGCUGUCGCAGGCGUGGGUGGGCAACCUGACGACGGGUGCGCUCUUCUUCCUGGUCGGCACGUUGCCCGGGCUGGCGCUCUUUGCGAUUUGGACGGCGACGGGCGCGUUUGUGCUGCCAGCGCUCAUGUACGAGCUGCCAAUGAGCCGCACGCACGAGUACGAGGCGGACCAUAUUGGACUGAUGAUGAUGGCCGAGGCGUGUUAUGAUCCGCGCGCGGCGAUUCCGUUUUGGCGACGCAUGAACCAGCAUGGGCAAGAGAUGGAGGAGGUGCUGAGCACGCAUCCAUCGAAUGACCAUCGCGUGGCCAAGCUCACGCAGCUCAUGCCAGAGGCCUUGGCGAAGCGGGAGCAGAGCGACUGCAGAGGAACCGACUCGUUUGCGCGACGAUUCCGGUUUGCGGUUAAGCAACGACAGUCUGAAAUGCCACGGCCUGAGGAAAUGGUGUGA